Messenger RNA from Plasmodium adleri (nom. inval.), 1326 nucleotides. RefSeq names its product cation/H+ antiporter. The record is from RefSeq and is a predicted model, not a curated record. Gene Ontology annotation, cellular component: membrane. The transcript has a single exon. Gene Ontology annotation, biological process: calcium ion transmembrane transport; intracellular calcium ion homeostasis. The coding region runs from base 1 to 1326 and encodes 441 amino acids. Lineage: Eukaryota; Apicomplexa; Aconoidasida; Haemosporida; Plasmodiidae. Gene Ontology annotation, molecular function: calcium:proton antiporter activity.
AUGGUUAUGGGUAGAGUUCGUGCGACGUCUUAUGUAAGGCGUACAAUUUCACAACCCUUAAAUAAAAAUGUGCCCCCUAUGAAAAAUAUGAAAAAUGUAAAUGGACUUAAGGAUACUAAUUUAAUAAGAAAUAGAAAUUUACAUUUACAAUUAUUAUGUAAUAACAAAAUGCCAAAUGGUAUGUAUGAUGAUGAAUUAAUAAAAGAUUAUGGUUUACAAGAAUCAUUACCUUUUUAUUAUCCUAGAAAAUCAGAUAUUUAUGGAAUACAAAAUAUGUUAAAUAGUAAAUUAAAUAUAUUAUUAAUAUUUGUACCUAUAGGAUUAUUAAGUCAUUUAUUUGGUUUUAAAGAUAUAUAUAUAUUUUUUUUUAAUUUUAUGGCUUUAAUACCUUUAUCUGCUCUUAUGGGUCAUGUAACUGAAGAUUUAGCUUUACAUACAGGAGAAAUUAUUGGAGGAUUAUUAAAUGCUACUUUUGGAAAUUUAAUGGAAAUGAUUUUUUCUAUUCAAGCUUUGAAUGCUGGAUUAAUUAAUGUUGUUCAAGGUACUCUUCUUGGAAGUAUCCUAUCUAAUUUACUUUUAGUCUUAGGUAUGUCUUUUUUUGCAGGAGGUUUAUAUCAUCAUAUACAAAAAUUUAAUGAGAAAGGUGCAACUUGUAGUACAUCCCUUUUAUUAUUAUCUAGUCUAGCUAUAACUAUACCAACUGUAUCAUCAUUUACAACUAAUAAUAAUUUAGAUGUUAUCUUAAAAGUAUCAAGAAUAACAGCUGUCUUAAUAUUUGUAACAUAUUGCUUAUUUCUACUUUUUCAAUUAUAUACACAUAUUUCUCUAUUCCAAGAUAAAGAAAUGACUGAAGAAAUUCCUCAAUUAUCUGUUAUAGCAGGAUCAAUCUUUUUAAUUUUAAUUACUAUCGUAGUAAGUAUCCAUUCAGAAUUCCUUAUUUAUUCAAUAGAUUCAGUUAUUAAAUAUUAUAAUAUAUCAGAAAAUUUUAUAGGAGUUAUACUUUUACCUGUUGUUGGUAAUGCUACAGAACAUUUAACAGCUGUUACUGUUGCAAUGAAAAAUAAAGUUGAUUUAACUAUGGGUGUAGCUGUUGGAUCCUCUGCACAAAUAGCUCUAUUUGUCGUACCUGUAACUGUAUUAUUUGGAUGGAUAUUAAACAAACCCAUGACUCUAGCCUUUUCUCCACUUUCUACUGUCAUUUUAGUCAUAUCUGUUAUUGUUACUAUGGCUAUAGUACAAGAUGGAGAAAGUAAUUGGUUAGAAGGAGUUUUAUUAAUUUCAGCUUAUCUUAUUGUUGGUGUUGUUUUCUGGUUUGAUACAUCAUAA